This is a messenger RNA of Paramecium octaurelia, 7865 nucleotides long. Lineage: Eukaryota; Ciliophora; Oligohymenophorea; Peniculida; Parameciidae. The record is from the annotation of a GenBank genome assembly.
AUGUAUUAAAAUAAAAUAUUUUGUGCAUUAUCUAGUAUUGCCUUAAUAUUUUUUUGUGUUAAUUUCAGGGAAUCUUUACCUUCAUUAUAUUUGGUAGAGUGCUUGAUUCUUUUCAAAACAAGUAUUUAAGUGAGUUUUAAAAGAAAUGAUAGAUUUUUUAGUGAAUUAGUGCAACAUAAAGAGUAUUGUGUAUUUUUAAUGAUAAAAGGACUCUUUCAAAAAAUGCGAAGUUAAUUUUAAUAGAUAAAUCGUAUCGAAUAAGCAGAUUCUAUAAAUUGAAAGUAAUGAUAAUUGUAGGGAUCAACAUCAUAAUACUGCUAUAUUUAGGUGCCAAUUUUUAUGCACCUGAGCUUUUAGAUUCCUUAUUAGCCAUAUAUGGAGAGUACACUAGCAUAAUCCAAGAGAGAGUAUCACAUUAUCCAUUCAAUUUUAGAUGAAAGAUCUAACUCUAUUUUAAAAUGUCAUCUACAACAGCAUUUUCUUUUUGAUCAGUUUCCCAUACAUGUCAUCAGAAUUCACCAUAUACUCCAAAGUGAAUUGGAGUUACUUUCGAUUCUUCAAUACAAUUUCAGCAUCAUAUCGUUACCUUCAAGUAUGAGAAUCCCAUCCUACUCUAGUUCUUAGAAGCAGUCCUCCUGUUGACAGCCUCAUUUAUGAAACCAACCAUAGCAGCCUACCCUUUGAAUUUCUUCGCCUUCAUGUUGAUCUAUGAAAUCAGUAUCCAGGAGCCUUUCUUUUUCAAAACUGUAUAAUUGUCUAGUAAUUAGCACUCAGUUGAAACAAAGCUUUAAACAUCAGAUACUGUGCAAACUACAGAUUGUGAUACAAUACACUCUGAUAAUAAUAUUGGCGUUAGAAUAUUCUGGAUUGCCCCAAUAUGGGUUAAACAGUUUUUAGGCCUUGCUCUCAGGACUGAAGACUUCGUAUGAUGGCCCCUACCUCCUCAUCUUAGCAAUAGCUUAUUUUUUAAACAUCAUAAUAGAUGUGCUCUACAAUGUGAGACAAUUAAGAGGUCAAGUAAGUGCGGCUAGCGAUUUAUCGAAUGACUUUGAUUUGGAUCUAAUAACUUAUUUGGCUUAGAAGGAAAGGUAGGAACGCAGAUAGACGGUGGUUGCAUUGAUAAUCCAAACUUAGGAGAAUGGGAUACAAGAUCAGAAUGAGUUACCGUAAAUUAAUCAGGGCGAGGCGAAUGGGGAAGUUCAGAGAAAUUAUAUGGAAUAGGAGUAGGAAGUGAUUGAGGAUAAUGUGGAAGGGUAGGAAAGGUAAAAGAAGAACCAUCAAUUUGUAAUAAUAAGGAUUCUUAUUGCGAUUUAAUAACUAUAUUGUGUAUUUAUCAUAAUGAGAUUUCCGUAUUUGGGAUUCACAUUAUCAAUUUUAUGGAUUUUCUAGAGUUCAAUCACUAGGAAUCCAGAGCAGAUAAUUUAGUUUUUAUUUUUGAUUUAUUACCCAACUGCAUAUUAUCAAAUUAGGGAAUGUGAGAAGCUUGAUAUAUUUGAUUAGUGUUUAGUUUGGACUUAACUCUUUAUUUGUUUUGGAACCUAUAAAUUUUACUUGAAUAAUAAGGAGUAAAUUCAAUUUGCGUUAAAUUAAAAGCAAUCCUUAUUCCAGACUUAUUUUAAUUAAGAAUAGGAGGAGGAAGCAUUUCAAUUAGCAUAAUUAAUUUGGGCAUUUGUUUUGAGGAACAGCUACUCAAUUACUUUGGUAAUAGUGUUUUGGAUUAGUCUGUUUACAGCUAACAUUAUACACACUCUCUUAUUGGUGACUACAAUCCUAUUCAUAGUGAGACACGAGAACAAAAAUAGAUCACAUUCCCAACAUUCAUUCAGACACAGAAAUUGGAUAUGGAUGGUUGUGAUAAUCAACAUCAUCAUAUUACUCAAAUAUGUGUAUAUGUUGGAGAUGGUGGUAUUCGGUGACUUUGGUUACAACAUAAUUGAGUUGUUUGGAUUUUAAUUUGAAUACAAUUUGCCAUUUAAUUUAGGGUUCAACGACAAAGAUUUUGGAUCUUUGAGUGUAUUUUGGAUGCUGGACUGUUUUGUUGUUCUGCAAUAUGAAACAUAUAAGAGUACUACCUAUAAACAAUUGCAGGAGAGCUAUCAGAAGAUGAUUUCAAAAAUUGGAUUAUUUUCAUCGAUAAGAUAGUUGUACAAUGUGUUGUAUAUCAAAUUUAUUUUAUGGAUCUGCUAUUGGAUUUCCUUAUUGAUACUCACAUUCUAAUCCUUCAAUAUUAUAAAUCUGUUUCAGAUUCUACUAUUGCUAUAUAUCAUAAAGACACACAUAUCAGGAAUGAUAAAUAAGGAUAUUCAAUUCAGAAAGAUUCAAAUUUGUUGGAGUAUCUUCCUGAUGCAAGUUGGAUUCGCCACAUUAUUUCGAUAUUUAUUCGACUUCUCUUGGUAAUUCAUUAUAUCUAUUGCAUAAGCUUACAAUUGUUGUAAUCUCAAUUGAGAAAGAUAACCAUUUAUGAAUAUUUGUAUACUCACCAAGGCUUCAUUGGAUUGAGCAAACGAGUGCCCUUUUUGAUCUUUCCCAAUCUUGUGUUAGACAUUGCAGUAUUGUGUUUGGGAUACUUGGGGUAAGACUAUUUGCAAUAGAUGAUAUCGAUCAAUGAUCUAGCAGUUCAUGUGUAGAGACAGCACAAGCAUACGAAUGAACAUAAUGAAAUUGAGUUGGAGGAUCUAAGCAAAAGUCUCAAGGAGAAUCUGAUCAACUCUAAUAAUGACUCUUAGAUGGAGGAUAGACAAUCCAUAGCAGCUAAUUUCGCUUUUGAUUUCACAAUUCAAUUGUAAUUUAUGUGUUGUUCUAUAAUAUAGUCCCUUUUUAAAUGUGAUAUUUAAGUAUGUGAGUUUGGGGUUGCCAAUUGUUAUCUACAUCGUUAUCGUUAUAACGUCAAUCAAAUAUAAGAUAUCCUGCAGUAUGUUAGUCUAUUUACUAAUCAUGUUCUAUUACAUCUACAAAACGAGAUCAUAUUUUAUUGAGCAAUUUCAGAAUCAUCAAAUCACAAGCAAACUCAACGAAAGUAUUAUUUGAAUUAAAUUAGAAAUCAUAAGAUGGAAAUACAUAUUCAUAAAUAAAGUAGAGAAGGAAGGAAUGCGAGUUAGGAUGGAAGACUCUCUAACAUCAAAAUACAAUACUAAUCUUAUUUUAACUAUUGCCAUGAUUACCAAAGACAUAAAAAUAAAAUCAUUUGAAUACAAGAAAGCUUGUUGGGUUGGCACUAUCAUGUUUAGUUUGCUAUUCCUGUUGAUUACUUACUUAUCGCAAUCGUUGAAAUAUUUUGAGGAUUACAUCGACUUAAAGACAAUGGUCAACAUUAAGUACAUCUUGUUUGCCUUUGGAACCUACAACGAUUACCAAAGAGAUGAUUUGAUAGUCAAAGACAUCUAUCCAUAUUUGGUAGCGUUGAUAAUAGUGAUCAUAGAUGUGAAAGCUUCAGACUUUCUCAAUUCCAUUGACAAUGAUGAUUAACAUCAAGAAUAGAUUACCAAAUCUAUUUAAUAGACUGAAUAAUACAGAGUCUCAGAGAGAGAGUCAUUGUAAAAUUCAGCAUCUUAUUUGAUUGAUAAUUUCUAUUACAACAAAUUUCAAUUGCUAAAGUUGAAUUUCCAAAAAGGAGCUAUUCAUUCUUCGGAGAGAAUGUACAUGAUAAUCCUCUUCUUUUUGGCUGCCAUAUCUGAAGGCAUAUUCAGCAUAAUUUACAUUCUAUUAUUUGCACUUGUGUUUUACUCGUCAACCAACUCAAAGUCUACCAUCAACAAGUAUUUUAUUUAAAGUAUUUUCUAAGAGUGAGCGUAUUAGUCGUGAUCUUCCAAUACGUUAGCUAUCUGAUAACAUUAUCCUAAGGUUCAUCCCCAAGAAUCCUGCCUGAGGAAUUCAACCAAACAGAAUAUCUCAUAUUCAAUUUCUCAAAUACAGAUUUGCUGGAUAAAUGGGGGUUGUCAGGUAAAGGAAGGAGCAAGGGAACCUUUAUUUUUAAUUGCAUCAUCAUAUUUGCCAUCUGGCUGUUUUAUUACUUUUAGGAAGUGCUCAGCAUCAAGAUGAUCUUGUUCAUUGAUCAAUGCUACAUCAAUAUGAAAUUAAGGAAAAAGGAAAAGCAUAUCUCCUCUAAAUUUUAUAUCAUUAUUAAGCGACUCUAUAUAAUUAGCAUAGUGUAUUUCAUAUUAUUGGUGCAACUCUCAGUGCUAUGCUAUUAUCUAUUUGUAAUCUACUCAACCAGAAUCUUAAAGACUAUCAAUUUGGCCAUGUUUCUAUUCACAAUGUAAUUAAACUGUCCUAAAUAUUUAGACUGUCAUUGUAUGUAAUUGAAAUACAGUUGAAGAUUCCAAAGAAAUAAACUGAAAAGAGAACUGAUAUAUACAAGAGAAUAAUCUUUGUUCAAGAGGGAGCCAUCCUCAUUAUAUUUACUAUAUUGUUUGCACAGAAACUGUUCAAGGAUGAAAAUAAUACCACAAGCAACAUCUCAAUAGUAGAGAUUCUGAUAUUUUAUUUGUUGCAAUUGGGCAAGGAUCUCUUGGAAUCUGAGUAAUACGAGAAGAUAUCGAAGGAUUUCUAUGAUAAUCUGGACACUAGAUCUGAGGCUGUUGGAUUGGCGAUGAGUUUUGAAGCCAAUAAUAGAAAGCUGAUGAAACUCAUUGAGAGAUACAAGGAUAGAAAUGACUUGAAGGAGAGAAUAGACACCAUUACUAAGAUGAUAAAUGAAUUCAAUCAAGACAAGUAUGAAUAUCUAUCUGAAGUAGUCGCCAAUCUGAUUGUUAAGUCAUAAACAUACAGGAUCAAUACAACCCAAUGGCUGAACCUUUGAAACUCACAGUUUACAAAUGGAUUGAAUCUCAUAGAAAUCGAUUCUUAUUUGAACCUACGCUCUAGAUUUUCCACUUCAUUGCUUGUUCCAAUUUGUAAGUGUUGGAAAUUGCAGAGCAUGAAAUUCAAUACAUUUAGAAUCAGGAUUUCGAAGCCGUGAUUUCCUAUUUACAAAGUUUCUACAAGGAGGCCACGAAGUACAUAUCACCUACUUUAAGCAAAGAGAGUUUCAUGUAGUAGUUCUUACAAAAUAAGAAGACUGUUGGAUUUAGUUAAAACAAUGAGAUAAGGUAAAUAAAGAAGGAUUGGCAAAAUCUAAAAGAGAAGAUCUCAGAACAUGCUUCGUCAAACAAUUUAACUAGAGAGGACAUUUCUCAAUACAUCAAUCAAUACGAUUGGAAGAGAUUUCUUCUAGUCAUUGGACAAUUCAUAUUUUCUUUCUGGCAUUUCAUUUGUUUCAUCUUAUUGAUCACUUAUUACUUUCUAAAUCAUGGUUUCUUUACUAUAAUAAUGCCAUUAUUGGUUUUUGCUUACGGAGCAAUUGAAGAAUAACAGCCAGAUAAAUUAAUGUGGAUAUUCCCCUUCAUUUAUUUGAAUUUUCUUUGUGCCUUGGAGAAGUUGGACGAUCUAACUCCAUUUCUGUAAGACAACAACUUCUUGGUGUUUUUAUUUGGUGAGAACUCAGUCGUCUUCCAAUUCAUUACAAUCGUAGCUAUCAUAAUACAAGUGAACAUCAUGAAGAAUAUUGGUCUCUAUGAGAAAUUCAUAAAUCAAUAUGAGACCAUUUAUGGCAGUAUCUUAAGGCAUCUGUGUAAUGGCACCUUGAAUUUGGAAGAUGGAAUCAAGAGACCCAAGUAGUAAAAGAUUGUGAGAUCCAAAAGUUAAGAGAGAUUCUAAUGUUUGAAUACAGCCUUACAAGCAUAACGAGUUUCAAUAUAGAUGAAUCAAACCUUUACAGUUUUGCAAAAAUUGGAAGAUGAUCUGAUUGAUUACCUGACCAGAAUCAAACUAAUAAAGCCUAACUUUUUCUUUAGGGCUUUCAGCAAUAUGAAACCUGGAAAAGAUGUAUAUCCAUUCAUGGCUGGCAUUCAAAUUAUACUGGCCAUCUACAUAUUUUUAUUCUACGAUCAGAUGAAGUCUAUGGAUUCACCUUCCAUUUCAGAACUCUUGAAGUACAGUCAAUUUUCUGGUCACAUGGUUGUCGCCUUGCUCUUUCAGAUUCUGUGCAUUUUGGUCGAUAGGUACAUACUGCAAUACAAACCCAAAUCUGCCCAAUAUAGUAUAAUCGACGUAUUCUUCAAGAGUGGAAACAAGUAGAACCAGAAUCAAGUAAUGAUCCAGCAAUUCAACUAAUCGAAAGAUCAAUUGGAACCUGAGGAAGUGAAACAAAUUGAAAUUCAGAUGAGACAAACAAUUGGAGGAGCUGGAUAAAGACAAGAAGAGGCUAAUCCUCCAAUCAUUAGAAAACUCAGAUCGUUUUCGUAUGCAGAAAAGAGACAAAUAGAAUAGAAAUAGGUAGAAUAAGUUGCUCUAAGAUACAAGUACUAUUUUUAGGUAGUGUUACUGGUUUCUAUAAAUCUCUAUUUAUUAUAUUAGAUUAGAUAGAGCACUUGCAAUGUAGCAGGCGAAUGUCAAUAUAUCACUUACAAUAUAUUUAUGAUCCUCUUCUACAUGUUGAUUUGUUUGUACUUCUUUUUGUCUUCCAUUCAGAUUAAAUAUGGGAUCAACGAUCAAAUAGUAAACUACUGCAUUAAUUAUUACUUUAGGCAUAGAACACACUGAUGAAAGGAUACAAGUUCCACAAUUUUGUUAUUUUUAAGGUAUAUAAAUUAAUGCCCUUCUUGUUUGAAUUGCGAACCAUUUGCGAUUGGGCAUUUUCAGAAACGUCCUUAACAUUAUUUUAAUGGAUUAAGUUAGAGGAGAUACAUUCCCUAUUGUAUUUGGCCAAAUGUAAUUCCUACUUCUUUUCUAACAAAAAGGUUGGGGCCAAGAUUGCCUUUCACACUAAAUUUUCAUUAGGAUUCUUGGUAAUCAUAGUGUUAUUGGCCUUGUUGUUCGGUCCAAUCUUUUUGUACUCCCCAUUAAACCCAACAUUUUAGAAUGACAAUCUAAUCGGAGCCAAUAUUGAAGUGGGUUUGAAGAUAAACAAAACAAACUACUUUACAUUGUUUGUGAAUUCCCACGUUAGCGAUAUCCAUCAGAUUAGUGAAUACGAAUGGAAUGCCAAAAAUUUAUCUUAAUACAAAUUCUUAAACAAUAUUGACAAGGAGUCCCUGUAGAUAGUUAAAUUGACUCAUUUUUCAGACACAUAUUGGGACAUCAGCUAUCCUAGUUUGUAUUCAUUAUCUGAGAAUCUGAAAAAUGUGAUUGACAAGAAAGGGGCAUCAACCUUCAAUCUCAUACAAACUUAUAGGUUUAUGAGACAGUAUACAGAUCAAACAUCUCAGUUUGUGAGUGAUAAUUAUGAGUUGAAUAUCAACACGUUGAAGUAGAUCUACGAAUCGAUAGUGAGUUGUUAGGAGAAUAAAUAAAUGAGUAAUCCCAUUCAAUUGCAGAAGUUUUAUCAUGACUUCAUAAGAAUAGACAAGAAUAAGGAUAUUUCCAUAUUGGACGAGGGAUUGAUGAAUUCAGUGAUGAUACAAUUGAAUUGUACUGCCAACGAUCAGUUUUGGUGGUCAAUAUACUCAGAUUACAAAUAGUCAGUCGGGAUUAAGUUCUACAUUGUGAGUGAUAAGUACUCGAGUGCUUUGUUGGGAUACUCAAUCCUUGGGUUUUACAUAACGAUAGUGUACGUGGCUGGGAAGAUGGCAAGAGGGAUAAUGUCAGGGGGAAUAGACUUGAUAAUGUUGUAGGACAUGCCAUAUCCGGACAACUUGUUGAAGAUCUGCGAGGCAAUAAUAAUGGCGAGAGUGGAGAAGGAUCUAAUACAGGAGGAGUUGCUGUACUUCUAGUUGAUAGAUGUAAUACGGUCGCCGUAAUUGAUGCGGAAUAUAUCUGGAAGUUUUGUGGCAUAGAGAUUGCAGCGAUUGGAGAUAGACAAGUAGUUGUAGAAGUAGAAAUAGAAAUGA